This is a messenger RNA of Brassica rapa (field mustard), 2588 nucleotides long. RefSeq names its product putative defensin-like protein 66. Lineage: Eukaryota; Viridiplantae; Streptophyta; Magnoliopsida; Brassicales; Brassicaceae. The record is from RefSeq and is a predicted model, not a curated record.
AUCAUUAAACUAAAUUUCUGAAAUAUUUAAUUUUGGUUUGAUAAGAAACCGAAUAAUCAGUUCAAAAAAGAAAAACUGAAUAUUAGAAAGAGUAUUUUACAUGGGUUCCUUCAAAUUGAUGGUUACUUUCAUUCUUGUUGCUAUGACGACCAUUUCAUGUGAUUUUUUUAAUGUUGAAACGGGGAUUUUUGUGGAAGCUGCGGCUCCGAAAUGUGGACCAGAUUGUACUGAAAAAUUCUUAAAUCAAGACUGCUAUAAAUACUGUGUAGAAUUGUCUUAUAAAAACGGUGUUUGCGUUCUAUCCGAAGGAUUUCCUUCUAAAAUUUCUACAUAUUGGUGUUGUUGUCUAAAUUUUUAAAUAUGUAAUAGUCCUCUCUGAUCAAUAUGUUGUUUCCUUAAGUCUUUAACUAUGGUGUUCUCUUUUUCAGUGGAAAGAUCAAAUAAGUGUGAACUUGAUGUCUUCCGUUAACGUUUCACGUAUUUUUUUGUUUCAGAUAGAAUUGUAUCUGGAAAUGUUGGUGUAUUUUCAUGUUUUUGAUGAUCCCUGAGACCAGUUAAUAAUCUAACUAUUUUUGUUGUUAUCUAUUAAUAAUAGCAAUUUCAAUUAAUUCUAAAGGUUGUGAAUCUCAUUUAUGUUGAAAGGUUCUGUCAUUUAAUUCUAAAGGUUGUGAAUCCCAUUUAUCUAAUAUUAUAUCAAAAUAAAAUAUUUUUAUCUACAUAAAAUUUGUUAAAAUUUUAUUAUUGUACAUUUUAAAAGUUUAUUAUACCGCAAAAUAUACAUUUUAUUAUUUUGAAACAAUUUAUCCUACUUGUAAUUUACAUUAUAUUUUAUAUCUUUAACUUUAACAAUUGUAGAAAAAGUCAUUUUAUUGAUAUUUCUUACUCAAUUUAUCGCAAUAUUUUAAAAACACAUAAAACUAAUUAGCUCACAUUUAUAAUAACACAAAAAAUACAUGCAUCUUGACAAAUAAAUAAAAUUAAAUACAUAAGAAUAUAAAAAAAACAAGAACACAACAAACACAUUUUAUUAUUCUUCCCUCCUGUUUUUUAUUUAUGUCUCCUUUAUUUUUUGACUAUUCAAAACAAGCAUACUAAUUUUAUUAUAAUCAAAGCUAUAUGAACAAUAUUAAUAGAGUAUUAACUCUAGGAAAAGCAUGUGAAAAAUACUUUGAUUAAUUUAAUUUUAAAUAACUUACUAUAUAAUAAUUCUAAAUAAAUUACCAUAUAAUAUAAUUUUAAGUGACUUACCAUAUAAUAAUUUUAAUUCAUCUGUUUAUAUUAAUAGAUGAAUUAAAUAACAUUUAUUGAUUAAUAUAAUUUUAAAUGAUUUACCAUAUAAAUUUUAUGUUUAAAAAUAUAAAAAAUAUUUUAAUCAUUUCUAAAAGUGAUAACUUAUCUAUGAUGUCACAUUGUCAUUGAAAAAUGAUGAAAAUUUUUUAAAAUUACAUAUUUGAUUGUUUUGCAUUCAUUUGAAACGUGUUAGAAUAUAUACAUAUAUAGUGAAUGAGUGAGUUUAAUUAAUAUUAUUAGUUUUACAUUAAUUAUUUUUCUGGAAUCUAUGAUUUAUUGUAUUCACUACUAAUAUAAAUAUAUUAAAAACUGUUUUAUAAUUGUUUAUGUAGUAUCAUUUCUAUUUAAAUGUAUAUUAUCAAUAUAUAUAAUGUAAUCUAUGAUAUUUAAUUGUUUUUAUAAAUAAAUUAUAUUACUUUAUCUAUAUUUAAGAUGUUUAAUUGUAUGUUUGGAAACAUAUAUUAGAUUAGGUAAUUGUAGGGUUAGUUUCCUUUUAAAACUUUAAUUAAAUAAAUAAAAAAACUAAAAACCAUCAAUCAAUAAAAUUAUAACAAUUAAUUGAAAAUCUCUCAUAUGAGCGACACAUCAACAUAAAUCACUUUAGUGACUUCUCAAUUAGUAUAUAGGAGGAUUUUUUUUAAAAAACAAUUCCUAAUUACAUUAAAACACCUUCUUAAGAGCCUGCAUUAAUCAUGGUCUUAGGACAUUGUUAUAAUCUGUAUUUAUGAUGUUGUUUGAGUCUUUGACCCAUGAUCUUUUAAUCAAUCAUAAAUCAGUUUAAAAGACCCUGAUUGUAAAAGAUAAGUGAACAAAUUGUUACAUUGUUAAUGUCCUGUCGACGAACUACAAUAAAAACUUUAUAAAUUAAUAUUCGAUAAAUUAUAAAUAAUAUAAAUUAAUAUUUUUUUCCUUUUUCCGAGUUGGCGGUUCAAAAUAUAACACAAAUUGAUAAAACAAUAAGAUAAUAUUUUUUUAGAAAAUCAUAUAUAACUAUAUGGUCCCAUUAAAAUUAUAAAUUAACAAUCUAUCUAUAUAUAAAUUUUAUGUAAUUACAAACUAAACAUUACAUUGUUGGUUUUAUAUUCAUAACAAAAUUAGCUCUACUUUUCUUAAAAUAUCAAUAUAUUUUGAUAAUAUUUAGUAAAAUUAUAUCUAAAACCACAUUUGAAUUCUAUAAAACAUAAAAAUAUACAUUAAUAAUAUUAUAAAAAGUAUGAAAGUCUAAUUUCUAAAAUUUAAUUCAUGUAUAUACUGUAAAAUCAAAUAUUUUUUAUUUUAUAAAUAAAAAUAGUAAAAUA